ACUUGACAAAAUACGAAGGAUAUUGCUGGAAACAUCACAAGAUAUUGGUAAAAGUAUGUAAAUCCCAACGAUAUGGCAGUAAACGGAACUAGAUUAGAUUUCCCAUUUAGAUUUUCAUUCUAAAUGAAGUGCGCACCUCCCUAGUUAGUUGGUUUUGUGUCUUCCCACGACGCUUUGCUGGCGUAUUUUUUCAAAAUGGCGGACGUCAGAGAGGUUCCUGUCCAAGUCAAAAUUCACGUCCAAGAAAUCGUCAAGGUUGAAUUUGAGAUCCAAAAUAAUGUUCAAAACAUACGAAAAUGCCAAGGGCCAUUAAGUCAACUGAACGACUUAAAUUUGAAAGUCAGACAAAAGAUCAAUUCUUUGAGGCAGAAAGUUGAGGGACUAGAGCAAGUGGCAUUUGAACAAGACAAAGAAUCAGACAGAUUAGCAAUAUUAGCAGCCAUGCAGCAUCAUAAAAAAGAACUGUUAAGCAUCCUCUUCUUCCCAAGUUAAAGUUACACAAGAAGAGUAUAAAGGUUUAUCAGGAGUAAUUCAGACAAGCAAGAAUCUUCUGAACAAAUAUAACAGAAGAGAGGUGACAGACAGAUUAUUGAUUUUCUUUGGACUUGUGCUCUUCUUCUCUACAGUUCUGUACAUUUUAAAAAAACGGCUCCCGAUUUUUGGGGGCUAAAUCUCUUAUUUUGUUCGUGUUAUAGUGCAUAAAGAAAUAAAAUUUUAUUAUUAUCAUUUCAUAAAGAAUGUUUGAUAUCAGAAGUACAUUUUCUGAACAUAUUUUACAUAUUUAGUGGUUGAAGUCUAAUUUUCAGGCAGUCUGUCUUAAUCCUCUGCAGACAUUAAAAUGCUACCUGUGGGCUUCCAAUGAUCAAAAUUUCUUUCUUUUCAGUCUGUGUCAUGAUAUUCUAUGAUUUUCAUUGAGUGAGGUGCAAUUAAGAAGUUUGCUGUUUAUGUUUUGACAUAAAAAAGUCAUAUUGUUGUCAUGGGCAACUGGCUCUGUUUCCAGUGGCAAUAUGAGUUGUGACCUCUGUUCAUGAUGCACCGCUCCUGAGUUUCAAGUCACCAUUGAAAACGAGGAACGAUGCUUGUGACAGCUACAUGAUUUUACAAUAACCACCCUUUCACCAAUUUUUUCCGUGCUUCACUUAACUGAUAAAUUCCAGUUCUUCCACUACAUUACUGUAGAAGAGGGGGCAAAAUAAGUUAAAAUGGGUUUAAAUGCAUUAGGUGGGACUAAGUGCUUUUAACUUUUUUUGACCUGUGAAAAUACAAAAUUAAACCCCCAUGAACUGUGAAUUUUUUGCUUUACACAAUAUGUGAACCUAAAAGUUAUUUAAAUGUAUUGCACAAAGAUCAAUCCAGAGYAAAAAAAUUUUCAUCUGAGCAUUACAUUAAUUGACUCAACAAAAUCCUAAAAUCCUAAAGAGAUUCCAAUUUACAAAAAGUCUUAUUUACAAUAACUAAUUAAUCUUUACAGUCCUACAUACAAAUCUUUCCUUAUGAAAUGAAUAAAAACAAUAAAUUAGCUUGGAAACGCCUUCUGGAAUAAAUGAGUUUUAAGAGCCUUCUUGAAAGCAUUAACUGAAGAUAUAUUUCUAAUAAAAUGGGGAAGAUCGUUCCAUAAUUAAGUUUA
This is a messenger RNA of Stylophora pistillata, 1627 nucleotides long. Its product is annotated as vesicle transport protein SEC20. NCBI's taxonomy places the organism in Eukaryota, Metazoa, Cnidaria, Anthozoa, Scleractinia, Pocilloporidae. The record is from RefSeq and is a predicted model, not a curated record. Gene Ontology annotation, cellular component: SNARE complex; endoplasmic reticulum. Gene Ontology annotation, biological process: retrograde vesicle-mediated transport, Golgi to endoplasmic reticulum. Gene Ontology annotation, molecular function: SNAP receptor activity.